Lithohypha guttulata is the source of this 1986-nucleotide messenger RNA. RefSeq lists its product as uncharacterized. The coding region runs from base 1 to 1986 and encodes 661 amino acids. Gene Ontology annotation, cellular component: nucleus. Lineage: Eukaryota; Fungi; Ascomycota; Eurotiomycetes; Chaetothyriales; Trichomeriaceae. The record is from RefSeq and is a predicted model, not a curated record. The transcript has a single exon.
AUGGCCUCAUCAGCAGAAGAUAUUGCGUGGCUAAAAUCGACCUUUCAUCCAAUUCCUAGACCUGCUCUGCCAGAUGAUUGUAUCGAAUACUCUCUUUACGUUGUUGACCCUGCGUUAGACCGUGCCAAUGAAUCCGAAGUCAAAAUUCAGCUUCGAAAUAUACAAAAAUAUGCAAACGACUUACAAAAACAGUGGCUGAAGGAUUAUAUCUGGCAGCGACAGUCCUUCAAUCUUGAAAUGCUGAAAGACAACGGUGAGGUCUGUGUACUUAAUCGGAAGGACAAUGAAGAAAGAUCUAAUGCUGCUCUAGGAGUGAACUUUUUGCGAGGACGAACAGAAUAUGGCGACUCGAUUGAGGAUGAAUGGGUUAUUGUCUGGCUUCUGCGAGAACUAACCAAGAAAUUCUCGAAUUCCUGGGUCAAAGUGACCGAUUCUGAUGGCGAGUUCUUGCUCAUUGAGGCUUCUGGUACUUUACCAGCAUGGCUCGAGCCCGAAGUGGCUGAGAAUCGUGUCUGGGUUAAUGCCGGCCAGCUCAAGAUCUUGAAACCAGCAGGAGUGUUGAGGUCUUCCAAGCGGACAGAUGAGCGGCUUUCAUUCGAAGGCGCGCACCAGAUUAUUCUGUCGGAGCCGAAGCGCGUCAUGCACUCUGUCUCGAUGGGGGAGGAGGCUUUCUACCGACUGCGUAAUUAUCCUGCUCAGAUCAAGGAGAACAUGCACCAUGCGAUUCUUACCUUACCACGCAAAGUGGCGUAUCUGCUCCUGCAAAAAGCCGCAUAUGUUGCACCAGCUGUUGAAGCCUUCUAUCUUCGAGAUCCCAUAUCGCUAAAGCCGCUGCGAGCUGAAGAUGCGGCUGAUAAGAUGAUCUUCUCACCACAGGACAUGGUUGAUUUCAGCAUUACAAUUCCUCGAGUGGCGUAUGCGCAGCUCAGAUCUCAGGACUCUCCUAUACUCGAUAUCUGGAAAUCCAAGAUGCCUCCACCUAGUGAAGCUGUUGCCAGGGUCCAGACAGAAACAGGGAUGAAGCUUGCUAUUGGCUUCGAGAUACUUUUAUCAGACAAGCAGUAUCAAGACAGGACUCAAGUUCGCGAAAUGAAACUCCUGCUAGAAGAUAUUGAAUCUGGAGAUGCUGCCGUACCUACCGAUGAAGAAUUAGGCAAACUCGAGAAGCGUUCCGAUAGUGAGCAAUGGCUCGACAUCAACUUCGAAGAUCUUCAACGAGAAUUAAAUCCUGGCAAGUCAAAUGAUCCGGGUCAAUCAGGCAGAGCCAAGAAGGCCACCUUCGGAGACCACACUGCUCAGGAAAACUUACAGCGAAUCGUCAAGCAGUUCGAGUCCUUCUUGAACGAAGACGAUGAUCACAAAGGCUCAGGCUUCCUCGACGAGGAUGAGGACGAGAACGACACAGAUGAUCUGGACGACAUCGACAGUGAUGAUCUAGAAGAAGACAAAGAUGCCAGUUUCGACGACGACGACCUCACCAAUCUUAUGCAGGAAAUGAUGGGGAUGCCAGCAGACGCAAUGAGAGAGAUAAUGCACGGUGACAUUGAUGCGUUGAAGAACGGUGCCCAGCCACAAGCACCUCUAGUCCCUAGCACAGCAGUUGCGGCAGAUACCGAAGACACAGAUUCGAACUCUGAUGAAGAGCAACCAGGACAAGAAAGAGAUCUUGAAGAACUAGUUCGACGUAUGGAUGCAGAGCUGAAGGCAUCUGGGGCUCUGAAUCUCGACGAGGCGGAAGCUAGCAGCUCAAGAGCUGUUACAGGUCAUAACAUCAAUACUGAGGAAGACGAUUCUUCUGAUGAUGACGACGACGACGAAAGUCCUCUCGACCCUGAGAAAGAGCGGAUAGCCAAGCAGCUUCUGGAAAGCCUGCAGGCACAAGGUGGUGCUUCUGGUCCGGCGGCUAACCUUAUGGCUCUGAUGGCUGAGCAAUAUGCUGAAGCAGACAGGAGGAAAGCUGAGAUAAAAGGGAAGAGCAAGUUUUAG